This is a messenger RNA of Mytilus californianus (California mussel), 1593 nucleotides long. Its product is annotated as perivitellin-2 67 kDa subunit-like. Lineage: Eukaryota; Metazoa; Mollusca; Bivalvia; Mytilida; Mytilidae. The transcript has a single exon. The record is from RefSeq and is a predicted model, not a curated record. The coding region runs from base 1 to 1593 and encodes 530 amino acids.
AUGCGGAAUGACUAUCGGCUCCAGGAAUGCCAAGGUUCACAGUUCAAGCAAACUUUCCCUGAUGUAGACUAUGCCUUUUUUGGAUACAACAUACUAAAAGGCUACCCACUCUCAGUUGGACACGACCCUGGCUUUACAUAUCCGAUUUUUGAUGUAGAUUACUCUAAAGGGAAACAAUCAGCCGAUUGCAGAUACAGUGUUCCUGAAGGAUUGGUGGUAGUCCCAGAUGUAUCCUGUGUAACUUCAUUUUCUUCAUCAACUGUUCAAAAUAAAUAUGAAUUUGCAAAAUCUCUAUCCGUUUCGGCAAGCGUUAGCGGUGGAGGGUGGGGUGUCAGUUUUUCUGCCAGCGCAGGGUACAAGGAAUCGUCAUCUCAAAUGUCGACUGGUGAAUCUGUUUUCAUUUUAUCAACAGCAAAGUGUACUUAUUAUUUCAGUAAAUUUGUAACAGAAAAACCCCCUCGAUUCUCUGAAGCAUUUCUCAGCUGGGUAAACAGACUGAAGCGCACAGAUACGCGGGAAAUUUAUUUUGACUUUUUUGAAACGUAUGGUACACAUUUUCCAACAUAUACAACGUUCGGGUCCAGAUUUACAUAUGAACAUAAAAUGAGCUCCAAAUCAUUUCAAUCAAAACGCGAAAAAGGAGUUAAUGUUGCUGUUCAAGCUAGUUAUUCUGGAUUAUUUAGUGUUGGAGGGGGUUUCAAUAUGGAUUCAUCACAACAAGAAGCAGCAUCAGAUUUUUCGAAAUCAGUUGAAACAAAAACAAUAACUGUUGGCGCGCCCCCACCUGCAAACGGCGAUGCAAUGACGUGGGCGUCUACGGUUAAAGAUAGUCCUGUGCCAAUGGAAUAUAAAUUGCAAUCCAUUGAAAAUCUUUUCACUGAGCACUAUAUGAAACAUAUGAAAAUAGAUUACGAAAAGAUAGCUGAGAAUAUAAAAAGAUUUAAAUCUGACUAUUGCAAGUACUUGAGGGAUCUUGGGGAAAUUGAUUCUUGUGACGAUCUUACUCCUGGAAUCAUGUUAACUAGAACAAGACUAUUCGAUCAUUUUAAGUCAAGAGCAAUUUCCAAUUUUGGAGAAUGCAUAGACCUUUGCCUUCAGAAUAUUAACUGUGAAGCUGUUACGUUUUGCACAACAUGUAGUGAAUAUGAACGUACAUGCUACAUGUACAAAAAUAUAAAUGGCCAUACCGUUGUUGGAGCUGGGAGCGAUGAUUGGAAAAGCGGUGUGUUCCCUUCUAAAAUAAAUGAUAUCUUAAAGUUUCAAAAUACAAAUAUCAUCGGAGUCCCAAGAUCAUCCGACAGUAAAACAGAAACAGUCACCACACAAACUGAAUGCAAAAAUCUUUGCAUAAAUGAUGCUCAUUGUGUAGCGUAUACAUUUUGUACUUGCCCAGAUGACAAGAUCAAAUGUCAUUUGUACGCUGGGAAUAGAAUAAAUGAGAUGGUUCAUAAACAGGGUUCAACAGCAUAUUUCAUUUCUUAUCGUGCUGAGGAACCUGACGCUGACAUGACUCAGAAUACGAAUUCAACGAUUGCAUCAGCAUCGAAAGAAAUGUCAAGACCUACAUCAACAUCGCCAUCAACUUUGAAAUAG